This is a messenger RNA of Aspergillus nidulans FGSC A4, 726 nucleotides long. Its product is annotated as flavin reductase family protein. Gene Ontology annotation, molecular function: FMN binding. Lineage: Eukaryota; Fungi; Ascomycota; Eurotiomycetes; Eurotiales; Aspergillaceae. The transcript has 2 exons. The record is from RefSeq and is a predicted model, not a curated record. Bases 1 to 726 code for a protein of 241 amino acids.
AUGUUCUACAAACCCGGCGUCACCGACCAUGGCCUCCCGCAUGAUCCAUUCAAGGCCUGCGUGAUCCCCCGUCCAAUUGGCUGGAUAAGCACCAAAUCAGCUGGCCCCAGCGGGACCGCAAACCUGGCCCCCUACUCCCAGUUCAACAACCUCACUUUCGACCCGCCCUAUGUAAUGUUCAGCUCGAACCAGACCCCGUCAAAUGAACGCAAAGACACGGUCCGCAACGUCGAAUCCACGGGCCAAUUCGUCUGGAAUCUUGCAACGUACCCGCUCCGUGAAGCGGUGAACAUCACCGCUGAGCAGGUCCCGUAUGGCAUCGACGAGUUCGAGCGCGCAGGUCUUAGCAAGGAGGAUGCGAAUCUGGUUGACGUGCCCAUGGUGAAGGAAUCGCCUGUGAAAUUCGAGUGCGUGUAUCAUUCGACGAUCCGCUUGCCGGGGAAUCCGCCUAUGGGGACGGUGGACAUUAUCAUUGGGCGUGUAGUGGGGGUGCAUAUCGCAGAUGGAGUGAUCAAUGAGAGGGGGCUGUUGGAUGUGAGCAGGACGCAGCCUAUUGCGCGAUGCGGGUAUUAUCAGUAUGCAGUCAUUCGGGAGACGUUUGAUAUGGUGAUUCCGGGCAUGAGUGAGGAUAUCCUCAAGGGGCUCGAGGGGAGUGUGAAGGGGAAUACGGAGAUGGGGUUGAGAGGAAGGCGUGGAGAAGGAGAAAGGAAUGAGAAAGAGAGAUAA